UGAUUUUUUUACAAAACUUGUUUUGUAGGUAUGACUCAAACAUUGAUACAAAGAUGACUCUUUUAAAAUUCACAGACGUUAAUCGAAAACCCAUAGGCAUGAUCAACUGGUUCGCCGUUCAUUGUACCAGUAUGAACAACACAAAUGAUUUGAUUAGUAGUGACAAUAAGGGUUAUGCAUCUUUGCUUUUUGAGAAGAAAAUGAAUCAAAACGCUCUUCUUGGAAAAGGUCCAUUUGUAGCGGCAUUUGCUCAAGCAAACGAGGGUGAUGUUUCGCCAAAUACGAAUGGUCCUAAAUGUAUAGAUACAGGAUUGCCAUGUGAUCAGGACACCAGCACAUGCAAUGGCGAAGUAAAACACUUUUACAUAUGUCUUAAAAUACUCAAUAACUUGUAAAAUACUAUAAUUAAUGAUUUAAAAACCAU
Messenger RNA from Parasteatoda tepidariorum (common house spider), 424 nucleotides. Its product is annotated as neutral ceramidase. The record is from RefSeq and is a predicted model, not a curated record. Gene Ontology annotation, biological process: ceramide catabolic process; sphingosine biosynthetic process; long-chain fatty acid biosynthetic process. Lineage: Eukaryota; Metazoa; Arthropoda; Arachnida; Araneae; Theridiidae. Gene Ontology annotation, molecular function: N-acylsphingosine amidohydrolase activity. Gene Ontology annotation, cellular component: extracellular region.